Pteronotus mesoamericanus is the source of this 960-nucleotide messenger RNA. It is a transcript of the gene IFT27, whose product is annotated as intraflagellar transport 27. Gene Ontology annotation, cellular component: sperm flagellum; intraciliary transport particle B. Lineage: Eukaryota; Metazoa; Chordata; Mammalia; Chiroptera; Mormoopidae. The record is from RefSeq and is a predicted model, not a curated record. The coding region runs from base 367 to 927 and encodes 186 amino acids. The transcript has 7 exons. Gene Ontology annotation, molecular function: GTP binding; GTPase activity. Gene Ontology annotation, biological process: intraciliary transport; vesicle-mediated transport.
AGGCCGAGGAGGCGGGACAGGCAGACAGCGGCUACUUGGUCAGUUCGUUUGGCGCGGUGCUUGGGAACUCAGUAUAGUGGGGUCCCACUUCCUGAUGAUCCCCACUGGCAGGAGGCUGGGCCGGGUACGAGAGCCGAGAACCGCAACACCUCGCUGGCACCUUCCAGGCCCCUUCCGUCAGAACUUGAACAGGGCUCCACCUGGCGAUCCCCUGUGCCCUCGCCCCAACCCUAGCGCCCGAUAGCCGCUCCCUGUCCUGCCUAGAGUGUCCGGGACCAUCUGUCCCCGUCCCCACCGCGGCCACAGGCCCCAGCGCCUCUAGCAACCGCCCUUUUCCGGUCUGGUCCGUGGAGGUGAUUGGUUACCAUGGUGAAGCUGGCAGCCAAAUGCAUUCUGGCAGGAGACCCCGCAGUGGGCAAGACCGCCCUGGCGCAGAUCUUCCGCAGCGAUGGAGCCCAUUUCCAGAAGAACUAUACCCUGACCACAGGCACGGAUUUGGUGGUGAAGACGGUGCCAGUUCCUGACACAGGGGACAGCGUGGAGCUCUUCAUCUUUGACUCUGCUGGCAAGGAGCUGUUUUCUGAAAUGCUGGAUAAAUUGUGGGAGAGUCCCAAUGUCUUGUGUCUCGUCUAUGAUGUGACCGAUGAGCAGUCCUUCAGCAACUGCAGUAAGUGGCUGGAGAAGGCGCAGUCACAGGUGCCAGGCACCUCCCUCCCAGGCGUGUUAGUGGGCAACAAGACGGACCUGGCCAGCCGGCGAGUGGUGGAGCCGGCUCAGGCCCGGGCGUGGGCGCUGGGCCAAGGCCUGGAAUGUUUCGAAACAUCCGUGAAGGAGAUGGAGAACUACGAAGCCCCCUUCCAGCACCUGGCCCGGCAGUUCCACCAGCUGUACCAGGAGAAGGUGGAGGCUUUCCGCGCGCUCGUGUGAGGGGCCGCGUGCUGCCGGCCGCCUGGCAGUGGG